UCUACAUAAAAGGAUUAAAGGCAGUUCUUUCUUAUACUUGUAUAAAAAUAAAAUAUAGAAGUAUUAUUUUUUAAAAAGUAAUUAUUUGGAAAGAUGGGUUUUAAUUAAAUGAUGACAAAAAGAUUUUAGCAUCAUUAAUUAAAUACUGUUAUUGUUAAUUAAAAUCUUAAUGCACUACAAAUUAUGCAAAAUAUAAUAUAUGAAUGUGUAAAGGUUAAUACAUUAUCCUCAAAAAUAGGAAGAAACCAGAUCUUUUCAAGUUUAAUGUGCAAUAAUCAAAAGAUGGAAGACAAUAGCAAAGUAAUUUGCAAUGAAGCAUUGGAAGAAAUUGACCAGAAUAUUGUCAAAGUCGAGAUGAUGAAUUGUGAAAAUUUUGAAACUGAACCUCUAGCAGUCAAUCUGAUUCCUCCGAUAGAAGAAUAUAAUACUACUACUGUUUUGCCGAAACGUAGAGUUAGACAUAGCAAGAAAUUAGAAUUCAUCAAGUUGCCAUCUCCAGCAAAGUUCAGUUACUGCACAACAGAUGUAAGAUUAGGAUUGUGGAAGGAUCGUUUCCGCCCAAUACGACCAAAACCUUUACCAACUGCUGCCUCACCAUUAAAAUCUAAAUCAUUUGGAAUGUCACCUACGUUGAAUACAUCUACUUUAACACCAAAUGCAUCUGUGCCAAGUAAGGAUAAAACUCGAAGUCUUACAACUGUGGAUAGCAAAACAAAUCAUAGCACAAACAAUGGUGAUACUGGAAAUAUUACACCAGCAACUAAAGAAUGCAAAACAACUAACAAAAAUGUAAAUGCAAAUUUGAACACCAUGACUAACAGUAAAAGUUUGCAUAACACUAUAUCUAAUAAGACAACAUCUAUAUCCCAUAAAAGUAGUGUCGAAUUAUUCUUUGCGAGUAUGGCGCAGACUGUGUUGAAUUUGCCUAGAGAAGUACAAGCAGACAUUAAAAUGCAGAUCUGUAAAAUUGUUACUAUGGCAGAAGCAAAGUAUUCUGGAUUGCAGAUCAAAACUGAAUAAAUUUUGAAACUUGA
Nylanderia fulva is the source of this 1034-nucleotide messenger RNA. RefSeq lists its product as uncharacterized. The record is from RefSeq and is a predicted model, not a curated record. NCBI's taxonomy places the organism in Eukaryota, Metazoa, Arthropoda, Insecta, Hymenoptera, Formicidae.